AUGUCGUCCCUCCCUGCGCCGUUCACAGCGGCCAACAGGUCCUAUGUGAAAUCACUAUACCGCCGCAUCCUCACAAACGAGCUCAACUGGAUUGUUCAACGCGACCUCUGGAGGGCCCGUGCACUCACCAUCCGGGCAGAGUUUGACCGGAACAGGGACGUCCACGACCCCCGUGCGCUCAUCCAAAUCUUCGAGAAAGCCGAAGCUGCCCUUGCUUCGCGCAAGCAUCCCGAUCCCUACCGCCCCGCCGAGGCUCCCGACGGCACGAAGUGGGAACGCAACCUGCCGCCUCCCGUCGGCCCUCUGUUCGACCACGAGCCAUACAACGAGGAACACGGCCGGGCUGGCCACGGGCAUUGA
Trametes versicolor FP-101664 SS1 is the source of this 360-nucleotide messenger RNA. RefSeq lists its product as uncharacterized. The transcript is spliced from 5 exons. The record is from RefSeq and is a predicted model, not a curated record. Lineage: Eukaryota; Fungi; Basidiomycota; Agaricomycetes; Polyporales; Polyporaceae. Gene Ontology annotation, biological process: mitochondrial electron transport, NADH to ubiquinone. Bases 1 to 360 code for a protein of 119 amino acids.